AUGCGAUACCCGGAAAUUCUGGCGCACAAGUGUGUCCGUCUGCGCGACUGCUUCCGUUUCCACUAUGGCGCGACGGAUACGCUCGAAUCCGGCGACGCGUACACGCGCACGGUCAACUCGCUGGGAAGGUUACCACAGGACCGCCCCCAAGUGUAUUGGCCUGAAGGCUCUACCGGUAUCCUCACGAACCACCCCUUCCGAUUCAAUCCGUUCCAUGAUGCGGACUCAGAGGCACGACAACCGGCAAAGGCUAUGCGCCAGCUCGUCUCUGCGCUCGGGUUAGACCCGGCCAGGGCGACAUUCGAUGUCCUGGAAUGGCACCAUAUGCGGGGUUGGGACCCCGCGAAGCAGAGGAUCCCAGAAUGGCGGCGCGCAGACGAACAAGCCAUGGCCCAAGUGCGGGCGUCCCUCGCGUCUGUACAGGCUGUCCGAGUUGGAACGUCGCGCCUGUGGUGCUGUUCACUCUGCCCGACAUUCGAUGCUGUCGCGACGCUCAUGGUACCCCACCUCAAGGAGAGACACAGUAUCGAUGACCCUGAGGCGGCGAGUCGUGAUGGGACCAUCUUCUUGCAUCCGUCUGAGGUGGAGCCUCCACUGUAUCUGAACCGCAUCUCCCUCCGCGACUUCGUCGAGAUUCCCCAAGGCAGCGUCGAGAAAUAA
Molecule: messenger RNA, 660 nt
Organism: Trametes versicolor FP-101664 SS1
Lineage: Eukaryota; Fungi; Basidiomycota; Agaricomycetes; Polyporales; Polyporaceae
Exons: 3
Coding region: 1-660 (219 amino acids)
Source: RefSeq, a predicted model, not a curated record